Messenger RNA from Apaloderma vittatum (bar-tailed trogon), 697 nucleotides. RefSeq names its product hydroxysteroid dehydrogenase like 1 (gene HSDL1). The transcript has 2 exons. The record is from RefSeq and is a predicted model, not a curated record. NCBI's taxonomy places the organism in Eukaryota, Metazoa, Chordata, Aves, Trogoniformes, Trogonidae. The annotation marks the transcript as partial.
AUCACCAUGGCUGCAGUGGAUCGCUUCUUCCUCUUGUACAGAGAGAUCAGUCGUUCGUGCAGUUUUUACGUAGAGGCCCUGGCUAUAAUUGGCGCUUGGUACACAGUCAGAAAGUGUGUGUCGCUUGCGUUUGGCACCUAUGGCAUGCUGAGGUUGCAUGUAAUUCCAAAGCUGGGAGGCGAGAUCGAUAUUGUCAAGCGGUAUGGAAAAUGGGCCGUGGUCACUGGUAGCACCGAUGGUAUCGGGAAGGCGUAUGCUGAAGAACUGGCAAAACGUGGUGUCAACAUCAUCUUAAUUAGCCGAAACAAGGAGAAGCUGGAGGCUGUAUCUAGAAGCAUAUCUGAAACCUAUAAAGUGGAAACAGAUUUCAUAGUUGCGGACUUCAGCAAGGGGCGUGAGCCUUACCCAGCCAUUAAGGAGGCUCUGAAAGACAGAGAAAUUGGCAUUUUGGUGAAUAAUGUAGGAAUGUUUUAUCCCUACCCGGACUAUUUUACCAACUUGUCUGACGAUAUGCUGUGGGAAAUGAUCAACAUAAAUAUUGUUUCUGCUAACAUGAUGAUACAUAUUGUACUGCCAGGCAUGGUAGAGAAGAAGAAAGGAGCAAUUGUGAAUAUUUCUUCUGCGUCCUGUUGCCAGCCGACACCAAUGUUCACAAUCUAUGGAGCCUCUAAAGUAAGUUGGGGUGUAAUAUUUAAUG